AUGAAAAUGAUAACUGGCUUGGAGAGUGCAGUGGAGUCCGAGGAGACAUCGGAGUACAAGAAAGGCCGCUGGCAGUACCAUCACAAUGUCACCCAUGACUCGGUUAUCAGGACCGAUAUCAGGAAGACCCCUCCUCCAAUCAGCACACCCAUGUUCUCAGGCAAUGCGUACUUCGUAGUCACACGUGAAUUUGUAAGGCAUGUGCUUGAAAGCCAGGAAGUACAGAAUCUUCUGGAAUGGGAAAAAGACACCUACAGCCCCGAUGAGCACCUGUGGGCCACUUUGCUCCGAAUGCCAGAUGUGCCUGGAUCCAGUCCCCCCAACAUAAAAUUCCAGUACUCAGAUAUGACAGCCAUAGCCCGACUGGUGAAGUGGAGUUACCUGGAAGGGGAUGUGAGUAAAGGGGCCCCGUACCCCCCCUGUACUGGAAGCCACCGCAGGGCAGUGUGCAUCUUUGGUGCUGGUGACUUACGCUGGAUACUGCAUCAGCAUCAUCUUCUAGCAAACAAGUUUGACCCUCAGGUUGAUGAUGUUGCCCUCAAGUGCCUGGAGACACACCUUCGUUACAAGGCUCUCUAUGGAAAAUCAAUGUAA
Molecule: messenger RNA, 594 nt
Organism: Paramormyrops kingsleyae
Lineage: Eukaryota; Metazoa; Chordata; Actinopteri; Osteoglossiformes; Mormyridae
Product: beta-1,3-galactosyl-O-glycosyl-glycoprotein beta-1,6-N-acetylglucosaminyltransferase 3-like
Cellular component (GO): membrane
Molecular function (GO): acetylglucosaminyltransferase activity
Source: RefSeq, a predicted model, not a curated record